Molecule: messenger RNA, 936 nt
Organism: Helicoverpa armigera (cotton bollworm)
Lineage: Eukaryota; Metazoa; Arthropoda; Insecta; Lepidoptera; Noctuidae
Gene: Uqcc1
Product: ubiquinol-cytochrome-c reductase complex assembly factor 1
Exons: 5
Coding region: 112-861 (249 amino acids)
Biological process (GO): mitochondrial respiratory chain complex III assembly
Cellular component (GO): mitochondrion
Source: RefSeq, a predicted model, not a curated record
UGUCAUGUCAAGCUAAAAAUAUUUCCUAUGGAAAUGUGAUUGAAUGUGAUGGGAAUGUUGUUUUCGAAGUGCUUGCAUAUUUUGAAUUUGGUAUAAAAUUCUGUAAGCAGCAUGUUCCGCUCACGUGCAAUAUCUCGAUUACUGUGGCAACAGCGGGGCUGCAUCAAUAUCAACUAUGUAAGACCGUGUGUUAAUGGCUUAUGUGUUACGAAAUCAGACACAAGAAAUCUGAAUACUGUGGCUGUUGAAGAAAGCUAUGUUAAGAAGUUUAUGAAUGCUAUCGGAUGGAUGGACCAGUCUAGAACGCGUUUAAAACUCACAGGCUACUUUCUCUAUGAAGGUAUACCUGAGAAUGUCUCUUAUGCGGACUGGUUCGAAAGCCUAGAACUGCCAGACACAUUUGUCUCAUGGUUCACAAUCACAGAGUUGCAUGUCUGGUUGCUUAUGGUCCGAUACAUGGCUGAAGACGUGGUGUUACCAACUGGAGAUAAGAAGAAAUACAUAAAAGGAGAUGGGCAUUUUAUUAGAAAUUGUAUCAUUGAAGCCCUUUGGGCAGAUGUGGCGAACAAAAUUAAACUGUUGGAGGGAGCAAACCCGGCAAUAGCAAGAAAGCAAGUGUCAGAGUUGUCGGAGCAGUUCCAAGCAGCCCUGGUGGCCUACGAUGAAGGGCUCAGCGAUGACAAAGUGCUGGCUGCAGCCAUCUGGAGGAGGUUCUACUCCUUAUCUGAUGAUGUCAAAGCUGAACACAUUGAGAGGCUUGUCAAGUUUAUUAGACACCAGAUUUCGCAAUUAGAUAAGAUCCCAAGUGAAGAGUUGAAGUCCAAGCCAAACAUAACUUGGUUAAGUAUAUUAGAUCACUAAUGUUAUUUAGUUUGUAGGUAGUUAGAGAAUUUAAGUUAUGUAAAGAAAAUAAAAUCGAUUGUUGUUUGAUAAAAA